This is a messenger RNA of Cinara cedri, 934 nucleotides long. The record is from the annotation of a GenBank genome assembly. Lineage: Eukaryota; Metazoa; Arthropoda; Insecta; Hemiptera; Aphididae.
AUGGUAACGAGACACAUCCUGGGAAAUUUCCCACAUAGUCAGCACCGUCCGAUAUUGCUAAACUACGGACUACAGAUCCCAUUGAUACGAUCCUUACCUAAACCACGUUGGAAUUUUAGGAAGGUUAACUGGGUUGAUUAUGGAAACGAAUUAGACCAUAUAAUCUCUUGGAUCCCGCCUAAAGCUAGCUCUUACGAUCGAUUUGUGGGAGCUAUCAAAUCGGUAGCGAGUAAACACAUCCCUAGGGGCUUUAGGAAACAUUUCAUAUCUGGCUGGGAUGAAGACUGUACAAAAUUAUUUGAAGACUUUUAGAAAAAUAAUAACAGCACAAUAGCAGAUGAUCUCAUUGGUAGACUAAAUGCUAUAAGGAAACAGAGAUGGAGUGAAACUACUGCGGAAUUAGACUUUACUCACUCGAGUCAUAAAGCGUGGGGCUUGAUGAAGAGACUAGGAGACCACAGCCAUAGCAAGAAGAAACAAGAAAUUCUGAGUGCAAAUAAGGUGGAAUCGAGAAUUAUAGAGAUGGGCAAAACGCAAUCAUGCAAGGUUCACAGUAGGACCAUAAAAGCAGAGCUCAGACGUCAAAAGAAAAAAACUACAACAACGUACAAUGUUUGUUGCACCCUUCACGCUCGAUGAGGUUAAUAAAGCCUUAAGUAAAACCAAAUUAAAUAAGGCAGCUGGACUUGAUGGGAUAUACCCCGAAUUCAUUAAACACGCUGAUCCCAGAGUACGGGAGUGGCUAGCUAGAUUCUAUAGUAACAUACUAGACACAACAAACAUUCCAAAACAGUUCAAAAGGGCUAAAGUUAUCGCACUUCUAAAACCGGGAAAAUCUGAAACCGAGGCUGCAGACUACCGCCCAAUCUCGUUGCUAAACAUCCCAUACAAGAUCUUGGAGGCUCAUCCUGGAGAGAAUACAGCCUCAUAUUGA